GAGCGAUCACUUGACACCCGACGGCAGUUUUCAAUUCGACUGCUUCCGUCAUGGCGGCCGUGCUAAGCAACCGCGACCUGAUGGCGCUCGUGAGUCAGUUCCAGGACGGCGUGUAUGCCUCCAUCUCGCGCGCCGCGUCGCACCUCAACACAGUUCCCUUCUCGCCCAGCAUCUUGUGCCGUACAAAGAUCGCGGUCUCGGUCGCAACCCUUUGCCAGCUCGGCCAGGACGUGGCGCCCGUCCUCGACGAGCCGACCAAGCUCUUGGCCUGCCAACCGCACUUGCAUUUGCUGGUCGCCGCCUACGCGUGCUGCGUUGGCCACGCACCGACGCUCGCCGCCUAUGUCGCGCACGCCCAUCCCAGCGCCAAGCUGCGCGGGCGGCUCCUUGAUCUCGCCGCCGCCUGCAACCAUAUGUCGCUCGUGCAUCUGUUGCUGCAAGCACCAUGCUCGCCGAGUGACGGCCUCGUGCUAGCCGCCGACUAUGGCCAUCGCGCGCUCCUCCCGGAGCUUUUGCCCGUGUGCAUGUCGUCCGUGCCAACGGCGCUCGAGGCCGCGGCCGCGGCCGGCCACCUCGCUAUUGUGGGCUUCCUCCACACACACAGUCGACUUGAUCUGCGGGCGUCGCGCGCGCUGGACAAGGCCGCGAUGCACGGCCAUCUGGAAGUCGUGCGCUACUUGCAUGCCGACGGCUACAGCGCGACCAGUGCGGCCAUGGACCUCGCCGCGACGCACGGCCAUCUCCACAUCCUCUCGUACCUUCACGCGGUCCGCACCGAGCGCUGGUCUCGCAAAGCGCUCGACGGUGCGGCGGCGAACGGGCACCUGGGUGUCGUGCAGUUUCUACAUGCUCACCAGCAGCACGACGACGAUGAUCUUUGCUCGCCGACCGCACUCCGAGGGGCGAGUGCCAACGGACAUCUCGAGAUGGUGCGGUACCUAUACGCCUCGGCGUCGCCCGCAGCGAUCGCUGACGCCAUCGACUACGCAGCAGCCAACGGCCAUCGCGAGAUCGUCUCCUUUUUCUUGGCCCGCGACGGCGCAACCUUUAGCGCGGCCGCCAUCACUGAAGCCGCGCGCAACGGCCAUGGCGCUAUUCUGUCCAUGCUGCUAGAAUGCGCUCCGUCGCUUGUUUCGGAAGCCGCACUCGUCGCCGCCGCGGCCAAGGGCCAUGUCCAUGUCGUGCACGUGCUUUGGGCGGCCGCGCCACAACUACCCGUCGACAAGGCGUACGUGGCGGCGGUGACAGCCGGACAUGCAGUGCUCCACGCACUCUUCGCGCCACUCGUGUCCUCAUCCACCCUCGCGAUCGCGCUCGAGCGCGCGGCGACCAACGGACACCUCGCCCUCGUGGAGACGCUUCUGGCGGUCGUCGCCCGAUCGAGUCUGUCGGUAAAAGCGCUGGAUGCUGCCGCGGCCGGUGGUCAUGGGGCGGUCGUCGCUGCGUUGCAUGCGGCGGGGGCUCCGUGCUCGACGCAGGCACUCGACAGCGCGGCGCGCCAAGGCCAUCUGGAGGUCGCAGCGUUUCUGAUCCAACAUCGCACGGAAGGCGCGACGAUCGAAGCGUGGGACGGCGCGGCCCGGCGCGGGCACCUCGAGGUGCUCCAGCUUUUGCACCGCCAUGUCUUUGUCCGUGGCGGGUCCUUCAACGCGCUGCCAGACGCAGCGCGGCUCGGCCAAGCCAAGGUCGUCCGCUACUUGAUCGAGCACGAUGCGGCGCAUUGCGCCCUUGUCGCGGACGCGCUCGCCGCCGCCACCGCGCAUGAGCAUGAAGCGGUGGCCGCGUACCUUCGCCAAGUGAGCGUCAGUAGAAGCAUCCUACACAUUGACGAGUCUAGUAUUAGACAUUAAUGUCCACGCGAUUGUCC
Molecule: messenger RNA, 1867 nt
Organism: Saprolegnia parasitica CBS 223.65
Lineage: Eukaryota; Oomycota; Saprolegniomycetes; Saprolegniales; Saprolegniaceae
Exons: 1
Coding region: 51-1850 (599 amino acids)
Molecular function (GO): protein binding
Source: RefSeq, a predicted model, not a curated record